AUGGAUUAUGGUAACCAGACUUUGCUGAAGGAAUUGAUCUUGAUUGGAUUUUCUCAAAACCCUAAGGCAAGAAUAUUACUGUCUGUUCUGUUCUCAUUCAUGUAUAUGUUGAUCGUCCUUGGAAAUGGUUUCAUGAUAUUCACCGUCAUCCUCAGUCCCCAGUUACAUACCCCUAUGUAUUAUUUCCUUGGUAAAUUGUCUUUAAUUGAUUUGUGCUUCACAUCCUGUAAUAUGCCAAAAAUGUUGUUCAAUAUCAUUAAUAAUACAAGGACAAUUUCUAUCAUUGGAUGUUUCGCCCAAAUGAACUUUGGUCUUUUUCUCGGUAUAACUGAAUGUAUAUUACUGGCGGUGAUGGCCUAUGACCGGUAUAUUGCUAUAUGCUUCCCCUUAUAUUACACCACCAUUAUGAGCUGGAGAGUCUGUGGAUACAUCACUGUUAUCAUGUGUUUGGGAAGUUUAUACUUUUCUCUUACCCCGACCAUCAUAAAACCUCUUGUGUUUUGUAAAGGAAACACAUUGGACCAUUUUGCGUGUGAGAUUUUAGUGGUUCUUGAGCUGUCAUGUGGGGAUCUGUCAGCUACUCAAUUCUUAUUGAUUGGUCACAGUUUUAUAAUUUUAGUAUCACCUCUUAUAUUCAUUGUGGUGACCUAUAUUUGCAUAAUUUUCGCAAUAUUUAAGAUACCUUCAGCUCAGGGUAGAUCUAAAGCCUUCUCCACCUGCGCCUCCCACCUCACUGUGGUUAUUAUGUUUUAUGGGACAAGUGUGAUUACAUACACGGGACAAGCAAGAAUUUAUUUUAUCAAGAAAUAUAUUGCUAUAGGUUAUGGGAUUGUUACACCUAUGUUAAAUCCUUUGAUCUACAGCUUGAGGAAUAAUGAAGUCAAAGAAGCCUUUAAGAAAAUAUUGAUAAAAUAUUCUGUUAAGUGA
Molecule: messenger RNA, 927 nt
Organism: Hyla sarda
Lineage: Eukaryota; Metazoa; Chordata; Amphibia; Anura; Hylidae
Product: olfactory receptor 13C9-like
Exons: 1
Coding region: 1-927 (308 amino acids)
Biological process (GO): G protein-coupled receptor signaling pathway
Cellular component (GO): membrane
Molecular function (GO): olfactory receptor activity; G protein-coupled receptor activity
Source: RefSeq, a predicted model, not a curated record